Molecule: messenger RNA, 3075 nt
Organism: Gracilinanus agilis (Agile Gracile Mouse Opossum)
Lineage: Eukaryota; Metazoa; Chordata; Mammalia; Didelphimorphia; Didelphidae
Gene: COLGALT1
Product: collagen beta(1-O)galactosyltransferase 1
Exons: 12
Coding region: 1-1872 (623 amino acids)
Molecular function (GO): procollagen galactosyltransferase activity
Source: RefSeq, a predicted model, not a curated record
AUGGGCACAGCCUGGGGCAGCAGUUCUAGCCCCGGGGCCCCGCGCCUGCUGGGCCUGGCGCUGUGCGCCGCCGCCGCGCUGCUCCUGCGGGGCCCGGGCCGCGCAGCCGCCUACUUCCCGGAGGAACGCUGGAGCCCGGAGUCUUCGCUGCAGGCGCCGCGGGUCCUCAUCGCGCUGAUCGCCCGGAAUGCGGCCCACGCUCUGCCCUCGACUCUGGGCGCUCUGGAGAGGCUGCGGCACCCGCGGGACCGGACCGCUCUGUGGGUGGCUACGGACCACAACCUGGACAACACUUCGGCGGUGCUGCGGGAGUGGCUGGUGGGCGUAAAGAGCCUGUAUCACUUCGUGGAGUGGCGGCCCAUGGAAGAGCCCAGGUCCUACCCUGAUGAGGAGGGCCCCAAACACUGGUCCAAUUCUCGCUAUGAGCAUGUGAUGAAGCUCAGACAGGCAGCUCUGAAAUCAGCCCGGGAUAUGUGGGCAGACUACAUCCUGUUUCUGGACGCGGAUAAUCUCCUGAUAAACCCAGACACUCUGUCCCUGCUGAUCGCAGAGAACAAGACAGUCGUAGCUCCCAUGCUGGACUCCAGAGCUGCCUAUUCCAAUUUCUGGUGUGGGAUGACUUCUCAGGGCUAUUACAAACGAACCCCUGCGUACAUACCCAUCAGGAGGCGGGAUCGCCGGGGCUGCUUUGCUGUUCCCAUGGUGCAUUCCACCUUUCUGAUAGAUCUACGGAAAGAGGCCUCUCGGGAGCUCGCCUUCUAUCCCCCACACCCUGAUUACACCUGGUCCUUCGAUGACAUCAUUGUCUUUGCUUUCUCCUGUAAGCAAGCAGAAAUACAGAUGUUUGUCUGCAACAAGGAGGUCUACGGCUUCCUCCCAGUGCCGCUGAGGGCCCACAGCAGCCUUCGAGAUGAGGCGGAGAGCUUCAUGCAUGCCCAGCUCGAGGUCAUGGUAAAGUAUCCUCCAGUGGAACCGUCACGUUUUACCUCUGCCCAGGCCAAGGUACCCGAUAAGAUGGGCUUUGAUGAGGUCUUCAUGAUUAAUCUCAAGCGGCGACUGGACAGACGUGAGCGUAUGCUAAGGACUCUCCACGAGCAGGAGAUUGAAUGCAAAAUUGUUGAUGCAAUAGAUGGAAGAGCCAUGAAUACAAGCCAAGUGGAAGCCCUGGGGAUUCGGAUGCUGCCGGGUUAUCAGGACCCCUACCAUGGCCGCCCACUCACCAAGGGAGAACUGGGCUGCUUCCUCAGUCACCAUCAGAUCUGGAAGGAGGUUGUGGAGCGAGGCCUGGAGAAAUCUCUUGUGUUUGAGGACGACCUCCGCUUUGAGAUUUUCUUCAAAAGGCGCCUGAUGAAUCUGAUGUAUGACAUCGAGGAAGAAGGUCUGGAGUGGGACUUGAUCUACGUGGGCAGGAAGCGGAUGCAAGUGGAGCACCCCGAGAAGGCGGUACCACAUGUUCGGAACCUGGUAGAAGCCGACUAUUCCUACUGGACCCUGGCCUACGUCAUCUCCCUCCAGGGAGCGCAGAAGCUGCUGGCUGCCCAGCCUCUCUCCAAGAUGCUGCCGGUGGACGAGUUCCUGCCGGUGAUGUUUGAUAAACACCCCGUCUCUGACUACAAAGAACACUUUGAGAAGCGAGACCUGCUGGCCUUCUCAGUGGAGCCCCUCCUUGUGUAUCCCACCCAUUACACGGGAGACGAUGGCUACAUCAGUGACACGGAGACCUCCGUUGUGUGGAACAAUGAAAAGGUGAAGACAGACUGGGAUCGAGCAAAGUCCCAGAAAAUGAAGGAGCAGCAGGAGCUGAGCAAGGAGGCCAAGAACUCGGAUGUUUUACAGUCCCCUCUGGACAGCACAGCCCGAGAUGAGCUGUGAACCCACCAAGCUGGGUUCCGGAAGCCCCGAGGGUCCGGCAGCUAUUGGGAGCUUGGGGUGGGCACGGCGGGGAGGGAGGGAGAAAGGGAUCUGGGAUGGAGCCCAGGCCACAGGAAAGGAGCACCCGGCACCAGGAUUGCCCCCCACUGGCACCUCAGGCUCUGGGGAAGACGCAUCCCGAGUUCUAGGAAGAGCCCUGUGCGCCAUUUGAGGGAAGCGUGGUGGCGUGGGCGCGCAGUGGGAGCUUAAUAAAUACAUAACUGAUUGAUCCUGCAGUGUGCCCUGCUGGAGAAUGUUCUCAUCUUCCUUUGCUUCAAGAUCUUGAGAUCUGAGAACCUGGAAGAGGAUGCCUGUAAAGAGGUUUGGCGUAUUUAAAAAAUAAAUAAAUCAAUCUUUUUGAGGUUUCUCACACCAGAAAAACCUGCGGAGACCGUUUAGCCUCCAAGUGGUCAGUGGGAACAGCUUGCAGCAAAACGCCUCAUUUCCACCAAAGUCUGCCAUGGGUUCUUCUAGUCCUAGAGCUUUUCUGAAGGUCAGAAAGCCACCUUUUUCAGCCAGGCUUUGACCCCUUGAGGACCAUCAGGAUGCUGGCCGGUCAGCCUGAUUUUCCGCCCUGGCAUUCACCAUUACUCAGGUGACCCUUUUGGUCUGGCUCAGGUAUAAUAUAGAUGCUUAUCGGGGGAUGACUGAGUUGCUCUGAUAUGAGGGGGUUGUCCGGCAGGCCUUGCAGCUGGCAGUGUGGCUGAAGGGGCCCCCUCUGGGGGAGAGCUCUGGGCAGUGGCACCUUCCCACCCCCUCUGCCCUCAUGGAUUUAUGGUGACAUUAGCUUGUGACCAAAAACCAUCUUAAAACUAAAAUUGAAUUUCUGCUCUAUGGGAAAAGAUUGGUCUUAUCAUUGCCAAAGUCUGAGGUCUGUUGUAACUUUCAGUCCUCUGAUCCUCGGUUUCCUUUGCCCUCCUUACUUGUAGAACUGGCUCAUCUUUUCUUUUCUGGGGGCUGCCCACCCUCUUCUCUUUGCUCUCAGCCAGCUCAGUGGAACGAGAGCAGAGGCUUCAUUCAUCUACUGGUUUCUAAGAUCUUGGAGGGUAAUAGUCUAUGGUUUUUUUUCCUGUUUCUUCACUUCUUUGUUACUUUCUUGACCUAUCAGUCACCAGAAAUGUGGAGGGUGAUGUUCUCUCUGGACUUUUGAGCAUAUGGCCCUUC